Mangifera indica (mango) is the source of this 717-nucleotide messenger RNA. RefSeq names its product lamin-like protein. The coding region runs from base 76 to 585 and encodes 169 amino acids. Gene Ontology annotation, molecular function: electron transfer activity. Lineage: Eukaryota; Viridiplantae; Streptophyta; Magnoliopsida; Sapindales; Anacardiaceae. The record is from RefSeq and is a predicted model, not a curated record. Gene Ontology annotation, cellular component: plasma membrane. The transcript is spliced from 2 exons.
ACAAAAAAAUUCGCAGAGAUUUGUAUUGUAUGAAUUUUAUCAAGAGAGUGAAACUGACUGAAAGACGGUGAAGCAAUGGAGGGGGGUUUCUGUAAAAAAAUAAAGUUGAGGCUCUGGAUUCUCAGAACUCUCGUGGUUAUGGCGGUUACGUUGCGAUGUGUUGUGGGCAGUAGCAAUCUUCAUCGUGUUGGCGACAAGAUGGGUUGGGCUCCGAAUGUCAAUUUCUCUGAAUGGUCUAGCCGUGAGCGUUUCUUUACCGGAGAUUGGCUCCUUUUCAACUUUGACAAGAACAUGUAUAAUGUUCUCGAGGUGAACAAGACAAGCUACAAUGGUUGCAAUGAUCAAAACUUCAUCACAAACAUUACCAAAGGUGGGAGAGAUGUGUAUCAACUUCAAGAGCCAAGACCUUACUACUUUCUCAGUGGCAGAGGCUUUUGUUGGGGUGGCAUGAAACUUGCUGUGAUGGUCCAAAACCCUACACCGGUCUCGGCACCUGAACCUACCCAAAGUCUCUCAUCGGCGAAGAAUUCCAACUAUCGGAUCGGGUUGUUUUUUGCAGUGGUACUUGUCAUUGCCUUAGUAUAGGAAAAUUGGAACUAAUGGCCAAACACAAUUUUUUAGUUUCCAUAUGAAAAAUUGUUGUGGGUUUUUCAUAGAAAGAUAAAAUUUUUUAUGAUUUGAGAGAUCUGAAAUACUGUGUUGAGUUAUUAUUGUCCA